Ananas comosus (pineapple) is the source of this 1703-nucleotide messenger RNA. RefSeq names its product polyadenylate-binding protein-interacting protein 11-like. Gene Ontology annotation, molecular function: RNA binding. Bases 232 to 1227 code for a protein of 331 amino acids. The transcript is spliced from 10 exons. The record is from RefSeq and is a predicted model, not a curated record. NCBI's taxonomy places the organism in Eukaryota, Viridiplantae, Streptophyta, Magnoliopsida, Poales, Bromeliaceae.
UCGUCGAUUCCUUUCCGUUUUUGGCUCUCUCUCUCGUAUCUCUCCUCUUUACUCCUCUAUAGAGAAGAGAACUGUUUAGUUAUUUAUUAUUAUUUAUUAUUUUAUUUUAUUCAAUAUAUAUUAAUAUUAAUUUUGAAAAAAAGUUGGUGUGGGGAAAAUAAUAAUAAUAAUAAUAAUUAUAUUAUUAUUGUUUUUAUAUACAUACAUUUUAAAAAGGGAGGGGUUUGGGAAAUGGCGGAGGAGGCGAUCGAGAUCGCCGGAGAUCGCGGCGGGCGAAGGGCGGCGGCGGCGGAGUAUAGGAGGGAGGUGAGGGAGCUCGUCGAUCUCCUCUCGAACCUCAACCCUUCCGCGGAGGAGUUCGUGCCCUCGUCGCGCUCUUCGCAUGGCGGCGGCGGCGGCGGCGGCGGCGGGAGGAGGACGACGAGGAGCGGUGGAGCGCUCUCCGCCGAGGCGGCGCCGCUGUUCAUGGCGCCGCACGAUUACUACGCCGCGCAGAUGAUUAACGCGUGGUUUCACGAUGCAGCGGCGAUAAACGAUGGGGGAUUGAACGAUUGGGGAUUGCGAGAUCAGUAUUCUCGGAGGAGUAAAAGUAGUUACAGUGAGAGAAGGAGGAGAUCGAGUGUUAGUAGUAUUCAAAAAGCUCAGAGGGAGGACUCCAUCAAAAAGACUGUUUAUAUAUCCGAAAUCGAUCGGCAGAUCACUGAAGAGCAACUCGCGGCGUUAUUUAGUAACUGUGGGAAAGUGGUCGAUUGCCGAAUUUGCGGGGAUGCAAACUCAGCUCUUCGAUUUGCAUUUGUAGAGUUUGCAAGUGAGAAUGGUGCAAGAGCUGCAUUAAAUCUUGGCGGUACUAUGCUUGGUUACCAUCCUGUCCGGGUCUUACCUUCGAAGACUGCCAUUCUGCCCGUAAAUCCUACAUUUCUUCCACAGUCUGAGGAUGAAAGGGAAAUGUGUACAAGGACAGUGUAUUGCACUAACAUUGACAAGAAGGUUACGCAGAACGAUUUAAAGUCUUUCUUUGAGUCAAACUGUGGUGAGGUGUCCCGUUUAAGGCUUCUUGGAGAUCGGGUACACUCAACUCGCAUCGCAUUUGUUGAGUUCGCUGAGGCAGAAGGUGCACUCGCAGCUCUGAGUUGCAGCGGCUUAUUUGUUGGGAAUCUUCGUGUCAGGGUAAGCCCUUCGAAAACCCCAGUUAGACCCCGCACGCCUCGCUCGGCGAUGGCGGAUUAAUUUGAAGGUUUGAUUUAUUCCACCAUAGAGUCGACGUCGAUGUCGACCUUACUCUCCGAAGAUCAAUAUUACCAUCAUCAUGAGCAAUGUGAGCUUUUCAGCCGAGGAACGGUGUUGCUACCGAUUAAUUCUGUUAUUUGCCAAAAGUUUGUCGCUUUGAAUCUAUUUUUGAUUUUUGGAGUGGAUUAUCAUCCUAAUUUUAUUCUUCUUUUUUUAUUUUUCUUUUGCACCGAAGAACAAUGUUUUAAAAACUUUCUGAGUUUCAACUCUACUUAGUUUCAUUUUCCAUUUGCAUAGUAGGGUGAGAAGUCCAUUGAGGGGUUGGCCCGAGGUUUUCUCUCUUCUUUUUCUCAUCCUUUUCUCUUUUUGUUUCGUUUUUUUUUUUUUUCAAGAUAUAAGGUCAGAUCAUUGCCAGUUUGUAGACUGAACCUUACUAUUAUUUUUUUUUAUCUUUAUUGCAAAAACUUUAAACCAUC